GACACAAUCUGGUUUUCCAGCUCAAGGCGUUUCUUUCUCUCUAUCAAAUCUUCCGUUUUGCUAUCAGAAUUUCAACAAUUCUCGAUUCUCUUCUUCUACACAAGCCUUGGAAUUCCAGUUUUCUUUGCAAAAUCUUUCAAACAAAAUACCCAAAUUGCUCGAUCAAGAUCUCCGUCGCUUUUCCUCCAUCGAAAGAGCUUUCGAUCAGAUUGAAAAGCGUUCUUCAAUUGCCCCGUGUCGAAGGCAGGUAGUUGCUGUUGAAGAGAAGAACUCUGCAAUCAUAAGCUUCAAUUCUGAGAUGGAUUGGGUUUAGGGUACAGAAUGAUUAUUGGGUAUUUGAGUUCGGGGCUCUGAUUGUUUAGCCAUGUGGUUUUCCUUCUGGAGAUCCAGGGAUCGAUUCUCGUUGGAAGAACUCAGGUAUUUAACUGAUCAGCUGCUAAAGAUUCAAAUAGUCAAUGAGGUUAAUAAGGAUUUUGUUAUUGAGGCGCUGCGAUCGAUAUCAGAGUUGAUAACUUACGGUGACCAGCACGAUGCAUCCUUUUUUGAGUUUUUCAUGGAGAAGCAAAUCAUGGCAGAAUUUGUACGAAUUUUGACAAUUAGCAGGACUGGAAGUGUUUCACUUCAGUUGUUGCAGACAAUGAGCAUUAUAAUUCAGAACCUUAAAAGUGAACAUGCUAUAUAUUACCUAUUCAGUACUGAACAUAUGAACAAGCUAAUAACAUAUGCAUUUGAUUUCCGGAGUGAUGAGUUGUUGUCUUACUAUAUAUCUUUCUUAAGAGCAAUUAGUGGAAAGCUGAACAAGAACACAAUCUCCCUUCUUGUGAAAACUCAAAAGGAUAAAGUAGUAUCUUUUCCAAUGUAUGUAGAGGCUAUACGGUUUGCUUUUCAUGAAGAAACUAUGAUCCGCACAGCAGUUCGGGCUUUGACGCUUAAUGUAUACCAUGUUGGAGAUGAUUAUGUCAAUAGAUUCAUCACCAGCCCUCCUCAUGCAGAAUAUUUCUCAAAUUUAGUUUACUUUUUUAGGAAGCAGUGUAUUAAGUUGAAUGAGUUGGUCUUUGAGACAGUGAGAAGCACUGAGCUCUCAACUUCUACAAUUCUUGCUGCUGUAGAUGAAAUUGAAGACAAUCUAUACUAUAUUAGUGACGUUAUUUCUGCAGGGAUUCCUGACGUGGGAAUGUUAAUAACUGAUAACAUCUUGCGACACUUAAUAUUUCCUUUGCUUCUUCCGUCUUUGAGGAUAGAGGCUGUUAAUGGAAUACAUAUUGGAGCUGUCACUUCUCUGUAUUUGCUUUGUUGCAUUUUGCGCAUAGUUAAAAUUAAAGAUCUGGCGAACACCAUCUCUGCUGCCUUUUUCUGUCCAUUGGAUGCCUUCUCCCCACACUGUGAAGACGGACUUAAUGGGACUAUGGCUCAAUUAUGUUGCGAAAAUAAUAGCAGCAACUCAUCCGGGAGUGAUAGCAUUGUGAGGCAGCCAUUGGAUGCUGAAUCUUUAAGAAAAGAAGUAUCGGAUUCAUCUGCUUCUAAACCGGAGUUAGAAGAUGGGACUAUGAAGAAUGGUUGUCCCGGCUCCCACUUGGAAUUAAGGGAAGCUUUGCUUUCUCAUAUUACAAUUGGGGACGAUGUGCAAGUCUUGGGUGCUUUAAGCGUUCUGGCUACACUAUUGCAAACCAAAGAACUGGAUGAGUCAAUGCUGGAUGCUAUCGGAAUUCUUCCUCAAAGAAAACAACAUAAGAAAUUGUUAUUGGAAGCCUUAGUUGGUGAGGAUUCCGGCGAGGAGCAACUCUUUUCUUCAGAAAAUACCUCAGUGAAAGGUGGCAUCAAUAUUGAACUUGAUGGUUACCUACAGAAGCUUAAGGAUUAUGGCAUUUCAUCUUUUCUUAAAGUAGGUGCAAGCCCUCGUAUCCAUAGGUUUGAGGUGCUAGAUGCAUUGGUCAGCCUCUUUUGUCGUUCAAAUAUCUCCGCCGAAAUAUUGUGGGAUGGGGGGUGGCUUCUGCGUCAGUUGUUACCUUACAGUGAGGCGGAGUUUAAUAGUCAUCAUCUAAAAUUGUUGAAAGUAAGUUAUACAUGGAAGAGUACUGAGAACAUUUCUCGNGAGUGGAAAAAGUGCAAAAGAGUAAUUGAAGCCCCAUCACCAAGGAAAGAACCAAAAUGCAUGCUCUUGCACCAUGCGAAGGCUUCUGUUGUAGAUGAUGCUGUUCCACCUGAAUCAUCAUUCGCUGCUGGUCAAAGAAUGUCUGAGUUGGUUAAGGUAUUUGUUCUUCUACACCAACUUCAGUCAUUUUCCCAUGGCAAGGCUUUGUCAGAACAGCCUGGUAUUGGCCCUCCCUCGGAAAUUCCUCAAUGUUCCCGUGCAAAGGUUGCUGAACUAGAUGCUUCAGGACCUAAACCGGGUGCUGAGAUGAGACUUGAUGGUUCUGUUCCUUGUAGAAUUGCGUUUGAGAGGGGAAAAGAGCGCCAUUUUUACUUCCUUGGAACCUCUAUGGGAACUUUCGGGUGGAUAAUUCUUGCUGAAGAAGUGCCAUCGAAACCGAAUUAUGGAAUUAUUCGAGUCGCUGCACCUCUUGCUGGGUCAAAUCCUAGAAUUGAUGAAAAACACUCAAGGUGGCUGCAUUUGAGAAUUCGUCCAUCAACGUUACCCUUUCUGGAUCCCGCUAAACACGGUACCCCGUCAAAGUUAAAGACGAAACCGUUUGUGGAUGGGAGAUGGAUCCUAGCAUUCCAGGACGAGGAUUCUUGCAAAUCCGCUUUGUCUAUGGUUCUGGAGGAGAUCAAUCUGCAAAGCAAGGAGGUAGAGAGAAGACUGAAACCAUUGGUCGAUCUCGAACGAGCUGUAGAUUCAUCGGAUGCAUCUGUAUGUUCUUCUAAGACAUUGACUUCUAAUGCAACUCCUAAUCUAUUGUGAGUAUGAAUGAAUGUAUCAAUUUUCAUAUAUGUUAUUCCCCUAAUAAUAGAAUUGCUUAAUCACCGGGUGAUGUAUUAUUUUAUGUAACCACCCUUCUAUAUGUUCAGCUCCCUACCUCAGAAAUGCGAAGCAAAGAAGAGUAGUUUUAGCAUCUGAGAGUUUGUAUCAUUCUUUGUAUAGUCUUUUGUCACAUCAUUUGUUGACUGGUUUUAGCCCUUCAUUCUUUUGUUGAUCUAACCAUAUAGUUGAUUGAACCUUAAUGUUGGUGCAAUUUCCCCCAAGCUUUUUUCA
Messenger RNA from Cucurbita pepo subsp. pepo (vegetable marrow), 3193 nucleotides. The record is from RefSeq and is a predicted model, not a curated record. NCBI's taxonomy places the organism in Eukaryota, Viridiplantae, Streptophyta, Magnoliopsida, Cucurbitales, Cucurbitaceae.